This is a messenger RNA of Phytophthora sojae, 1059 nucleotides long. RefSeq lists its product as hypothetical. Lineage: Eukaryota; Oomycota; Peronosporomycetes; Peronosporales; Peronosporaceae. The record is from RefSeq and is a predicted model, not a curated record. The coding region runs from base 1 to 1059 and encodes 352 amino acids. The transcript has a single exon.
AUGCGAACCACCACCGCAUCAACUCCGACCUCUUCAAGCCACCACAGCGACGGUGAAUUCGACCAGCAGUGGGAAUUUGGCUUCAAUUCGGAUCGUGGAGGAGCGUCGGCGAGCAACAGUGAUGCUGACAGCGAUGCUGUCUAUAUCUCUCCUGUUUAUGGGGAUCGAGAACCCUGUUUCAGCAGUGAUGACGACAGCGAUGAUGAAGACUCGCCGGCUGGGACUCCCCCGCGAGAUAUUGAAGUUGACGAUGACUCGGUCUCCAGCGGUGGCUCAAGCGUGUCCACUCAAGGGGAUGUGACCAGGCUGCCCGGUGGACUUGUUCUCGGUUCUUCCCGCUAUGACAUGGACGACAGCGAAGCCAGCAGCUGUUUGGACGACUCUGACGCAUACGACCCUGAAGUGGAGACUGUUAGCAGUGAGGACGAAGGCGACGAGCUCGCAGUUCAACCUUCUGCGUCAGGGCGUCAAGUGCAUGCGGGAAUCGACCUCGUCGCGACAGCGCAUCGCACCGUCAUCCAACUCAACGGCCAUCAGUACACGAAAGCCCGAGAAUCCUCGCGCAAGAUUUCCUUCCGGUGCAGCUUUUACCGACGUACUCCGGGGUGCAAAGGGAAAGUCGACUACAGUUUUGCGCGAGAUGUGUUCUACAAUUUUACGCCACACACUUGUGAAGGGACGGGCCAAGCUCCAAGCCGAUACGUUGACGUCACCGAGGAAAUGAAGGCCGAGGUUGAUCGAUUGUCGAUUCGGCACCUUUCACACACGGCGCAACAGAUUUCGUUGGCGGUCCGCGAGCAGUUGUUCGUCAGAGACGACAGCGCGGUUGUUCAAGGACUGACACGACAUCAAGUCCGGCAACAUAUGUACCGCACGAGACGUGUUCAUUUCGGUGGAAACGUGCAUGGAAUGGUUAAGGUUGCACCGCAGAGCCUGGUUCAAGGGACUACAUUGAAUUUUUUCCAGUUCCACCACGUCUUUACGGAGGACGAGCGGCUACAGCGUGUGCUGGGUUGGGCGGACGCUCGACUGCUGGAGUUACUUCGGUAUCCGGGCUAG